Hydractinia symbiolongicarpus is the source of this 789-nucleotide messenger RNA. RefSeq lists its product as uncharacterized. The record is from RefSeq and is a predicted model, not a curated record. Bases 1 to 789 code for a protein of 262 amino acids. The transcript has a single exon. Lineage: Eukaryota; Metazoa; Cnidaria; Hydrozoa; Anthoathecata; Hydractiniidae.
AUGGUGAUCGUACGUGCGUUAAAAGAUGUCAUCUCAAUCAAGUUCAAAACGAGACACGACAGUUUUUGCGAUCAAUUCAGCAGAGUGUUUAUGACGAAAAUAUUUCUCAUGGCAAGUGUUAUAAUGGGUUUUGAUUAUUUCUCUGAUAAAGUGACAUGCAUGACUCCCAAGGGUAGUACGUUAUCGAAGGACUUCAUUCAUUCCGUUUGUUGGAUAUCUGGAUUUUAUAUUUAUGAAGAGAUGAAGGAUCGUUUAGACGAAAGCAGUUACUUUGGUAUUCCACUUCGAAUUAAAAGAAAUGGUAUUGAUUCCUUAGGUCGUCUUUGUGAGACAAGAGAUCAGAAUCGGAUAUACAAAUCCUGUCACCCGAUGACUAAAUUGUAUUAUCUCCAGUAUCAAUGGCUACCCUUUUAUGUUGGAGCUCUAGCUGUGCUUUAUUAUCUCCCUUAUAUUAUAUUCAGAUUAGUCAAUUCGGAUUUAGUAAGCUUAAAGAGAGCUGUUAAAUCGUUUACAACAGACGCAGACAAUAUUGUGCAGAACUAUUUUAAUUACAGAAUUAAUCCGAUUCAGAAACUACGAUUUCGAGUUUGGUUAAAUAUUCUAGUCAAAGUAUUGUACGUUGUUGUCACAGUGUCUUCUUUUUUAUCGACGGACUACCUUCUACUGGGUAAUUUCGUUGGCUACGGAAAGAGUUAUAUCAACUGGGGACACUUUAACGUAACAAUGGCGCAUAAUAAAGCUCGCAACAGGAUUACUCCGAAACCAGGUAAUAUUUUGUUUUCUCAAUAG